CCGAGUGGAGUGGAGUGCGAGAUCGAAAAUCGAAGGCGUCAGGUGUCAGUCAGUGACGCGGAAUUACAAAUAUUUGUUCUUAUAAGAGAAUUGCUUUUAUAUAUGCGGAAUAUUUUUUUUAACUGAGAUUUUUAAAUCUGCUCUCUCUUUGAUUGGUUGCAUAUUUAAAUUUCCGUCACGCUCUCUCCACUCUCCAGCAUCGUUAUUAUCGUAAAUACGCGUCUACUUGAUAUCGAAUGUUUUUCGUGCAAUUUGAUAAAAGUAAACGAUAAUAAAAAACGGAUAGCCUAUCUGCGAAUGUUGAUUUGUGCAAUUGAAAAGGCAAUGAGCUAUCUUCGAAUGUUAUCUAUCCGAAUAUAAAAUAAUCGAGGCAUAUAAUUCGCAAAAUAGAAUGGAUUUAGUUUCAAAUGGUAAAGUUUUAGAAAAACUUUAUGCAUUUCUCAUAGACUUCUUUUCAACGAAACAUGAAUGGACUUGGGAUGAAAAACACUCGACAUCGUCGAUCAAAUUAUCGGAUGAUAAUUUAAAUGUUACAUUUCAUCCUGUAUAUAGCACUGGCACAGCAGUCGCGAAGGGUAACAAGCCACUGGAGAAAGGACGACAUCAUUUUUGGGAGAUUUUAAUGAUAACAAAAAUAUAUGGUACAGAUGUAAUGGUCGGUGUGGGAACUGCGAAUGCAGAACUCGAUAAUGCAGGUGAGAUUUUUUGCGCUCUGCUCGGACGAGAUCAAGAAUCUUGGGGUUUUUCACAUAAAGGAUAUUUACAGCAUAAUGGUAAAGAGUAUAAGUAUGGGACGACCUUUUGUCAAGGUAAUUUGGUGGGUGUACAUCUCGAUGCUUGGAGCGGUACGUUACAAUUUUUUCUCGAUCGAAAGCCACUAGGUAUUGCUUUUACAAGGCUGAACAAUGUUGCGCUUUACCCAUUAGUAAGCUGUACUAUGGCUAAAUGCGUAAUGAAAUUAACUUAUAGCUGCUCAACAGCAGUAUCUCUGCAAACUGCUUGCCUAGCAGUCUUGUCACCUUUCCAAAAAGCAUACCUAUCGAAAGCAUUUCCCGGUUUGCGUUAUCUUUCCGAAAAUAUAUUUGCUGAUAUACUACGAAAAUCUAUCGAUUAUGAUAAUGAAUAUGUCAUUUUAGACGAUUUUGAUUACGCCCUUGUAGGUAUUGGAGUAAAAAAGAAGAAACAUUAAUUAAAAAGUACUUAUAUUACAUGCAGGCCUGUGACAAAUAGCCAAUAUUGAUUUUUGCAGAAAAUACAAUAGCUUGUGCCCAUCCAGCUAAUGGGCCCCAUAAUCCUCGUAAAUAAUUACUGACUUCUGUGUGAAUUUUUGGCGUAACCGUCUUCUGUUUUCUCAAGUGUGGUAAAUAAUUUGCCUGUGCUAUUUGAAAGAUAUGGGUAUCGACAGGUAUGGCAUCUAAGUGACCCAAUGACAUUAGACAUAUACAAUCGGCAACUUUGGGACCGAUUCCUGGUAAAGUCAUCAGUUGUUCUCUAGCAGUCCGGUAAGAUACAUUAUUUUCUUUUUGUAGAUUUAGAAGCCAGUUUUUCCCGCCCAAUGUUGAUAAACGGUCCGCUGUAUUAACUAUGUAUGCAGCACGAUAACCAAAUUUUUCUCUUUUUAGUAUACUUUCUACGUUUUUUUCCUUCAAGGCUUCUAUUGUUGGAAAAUUGUAAUAUUCUCUAUUUUCAAUUGAGCAUAUUUUCUGACCAAAUAACGAACACAAUUUUUCAACCAUGUUCGAUAUCCUAAAACAAAUGUAUAUUUCUAGAGCCAGUAAUAUAAAUUUGUAUAUUAGCUCAUUAUGUAUAUUUAAAAAUAUAUACCUCGAUAUAUUAUUAUUAGAGCUACAUAUAAAUGAGAAUAAAGUCUCUACAACAUCUUGCUUUAAUAUUCGCACAGCAUUACUUUCAUCCAGACAUUUCUGGAAAUAUGUGUCUGUUUCCGCCCACUUUUUAUAAUGUUCCUUCAAUGAUAUUGAUAAUCUAAGAUAUUCAGACAGAAUGUUAUCAUAGUGCACACGAUUCUUUAAUUGUCCUUGUACGGUAUAUAAUAAAUGAGUAUCAUUUUGAGAUAAA
This is a messenger RNA of Formica exsecta, 2076 nucleotides long. RefSeq names its product SPRY domain-containing SOCS box protein 3-like. Gene Ontology annotation, cellular component: SCF ubiquitin ligase complex. Lineage: Eukaryota; Metazoa; Arthropoda; Insecta; Hymenoptera; Formicidae. Gene Ontology annotation, molecular function: protein binding. Gene Ontology annotation, biological process: proteasome-mediated ubiquitin-dependent protein catabolic process. The record is from RefSeq and is a predicted model, not a curated record.